AUGCGAUCUCGCACAGGCUGCUUGACGUGUCGUACUCGGAAGCUGAAAUGCGAUGAGCAAAAACCUGAAUGCUCGCAGUGUCGCAAAGGUGCCCGGGAAUGCCGUCCGAGCGAAGGGAUCAUCUUCCGCCAUCAGCAGAAUGCGUCCAUGAAUAAGAACCUGGAGGAUUGCUCCAGUGGCCGCGGGAGUUUGAAGGGGUUUUAUUCGUAUAAGAAUACUUUUGCUAAGGAUGUUGUUUGGUUGGAUGUUCCGAAACAUGUCGUCUUCGUUGAUAAUUCCGAUCCGUAUGCAGAGGAACUGGAAGCGGCCCUCGGAGAGUCCGAGGCCGCCAUCCUGGCCGCAAAAUCACAGACUCGCGAGUGGAGUGCCCAGCGGAGUACACCGGCCGAUAGCGAGACUCCCGGUUUAGAAGCCCUGUCCACGGCGGCCGCCCACGAUCGCCUUCCAUAUCCCUCCCUGAACAUAGACCAACCAUGUAUGCCCACGCCCGACAGCACCACGACCUACAAUCAUGUCCCCGCCUCUUCGGUUUCGUCCGGUCCUUCUCCCCAUCAAGCGCGCAGUGUGUUGCCGCCCCAAACAUCUCCCCCCCUCUCGGUUGCCUCGAACCACAAUAAUAAUAUCAACUUCCUGCUCAACCCCUCCCAGUCUCUGUCGCCGCCCACCGACCCUCACAUCCGUAAUACGCCGGACCGACGAAACUCGUCCAUGACCGCGAGGUCCGUCGCGUCACGGGGCACCAGUGCCGCGGAGAUCAAAUCCGAGGCGUCCGUGGAGACCGACCACGAAUCCGCCUUUUUAUUGCGACACUUUUCCGAGUCUCCAGGACUGUGGAUGGACCUCUUCGAUCUCGGGACGUAUUUUGCGUCUUAUGUCCCCGUGAAGGCGCUUCGAAAUCCUCUCCUAAAGUAUGCGGCGUGUGCAUAUGCUGCUAAACAGCUGGGCCGUGUCAAGGGAGCAAAGUCUCCGGCGGGUGGAGUCUGUUCCAAGCAAGCGUCGAUGGAAACCUGGCCCAGCACGACCAAGGUAGACUGGACGUGGUAUGGCGCCAAGUAUUAUGAAAAGGCCAUCCAGCUCUUGAUGAAAGAGUUGCAACCCGACAAGGGACCUCCACCGCUCAGUACGCCCGAGGCGUUCGGUCAGUGGCAAGCCGCCGAGCUCUGCGAAGACGCCAACAAUCCCCGUAAGCGGCGGCGACGUUUCUCCGAGAGUCGACUCUCAAAUGGGGUCCACUCGGACGAGAUCCUGGCCGCUACGGCCAUUCUGUCCGUGUAUGAAUUCCUCGACGCCACGGGGCCCGCAUGGAGCCGCCAUUUGAGCGGCGUGAAGUCCUUGCUAGAUGUCGCGGAAGUCGGCAUGAUGCCUCUGGAGCAGCGAACGCCUGUGGGCGACAACCCCUUCCAGACACCCAAGAAGGUCGCGCUGUCCAAAGCACGGAAGGCGACGUUUUGGAACUUUGCCCGACAGGAUUACCUGGCAGCCUUUAUCAACGAGAGCCAAACGCGGCUCAACACCGACGACCUCGUUCUGUGGACCGAAGCCGGCCUCCAGAUCGACAGCGCGGGCUUCGUAUGCUCUGCCAAUCCGAGCGCACCCGGGUACCACGAAAGCGAGGAGCCCAUGAAAGAGGACCUCAUCGGGAACGGCCUCAUCUGGAUACUUUCCAAGAUAGUCAACUUCAUCAACGCCGGCAGCCAAGUGCACUUCAACCAGAGCUCCGUCGACACGGGGCCCUUGGGCCUUACCCCACAGGUCCUGCUGGAACGGUGGUACCGUCUAGAAGCGGAGCUGGACGUCUGGCACAGCGGGUUACCAGACACAUUCCGCCCCUGCGCUCGCAUCGAGCCCUCAGGCAACGACGCAGCCAGCGGACUGAUGGAAAUCUGGUACAGCCUCCCUGUCUGCUCAUCCGCCAUGCAGCAUUUCCACAUGGCGCGCAUCCUCCUCCUCAUCAACAAGCCGCACGAGUCGACCAGCGGCCGCAGCACCAUCACCAACAGACUCAACUCCUACCGCUCCAUCGAGAACGACAUCCGGUUCCACAGCCGUGAGAUCGUCGGCAUCUCGAUGGCGCGGCCGCACGGCUCGGUGAGGAUUAAUAGUCUGCAGCCGUUGUUCGUCAGCGGACAGUGUCUCACGGAAGCGCCGGAACGGCGGAUGGUCGUGCGGUUGCUGCAUGGGAUUGAGACUGAUCUGGGUUGGGCGACGGGGUAUCGUGUGAAUCAGUUGCUGCGGGAGUGGGGGUGGGCUGAGGAGUCUCGUGACGAGGGCGUUCCGUGA
This is a messenger RNA of Aspergillus campestris IBT 28561, 2280 nucleotides long. RefSeq lists its product as uncharacterized. NCBI's taxonomy places the organism in Eukaryota, Fungi, Ascomycota, Eurotiomycetes, Eurotiales, Aspergillaceae. Gene Ontology annotation, cellular component: nucleus. The record is from RefSeq and is a predicted model, not a curated record. Gene Ontology annotation, molecular function: zinc ion binding; DNA-binding transcription factor activity, RNA polymerase II-specific; transcription cis-regulatory region binding. The coding region runs from base 1 to 2280 and encodes 759 amino acids. The transcript has 6 exons. Gene Ontology annotation, biological process: positive regulation of transcription by RNA polymerase II.